CCACUUCCGAUUCUCAGAUUAAAACGGCAAGAUCCCAAGGUCGCUUUUCGCUCCCAAUGGCGCUUCUCAACGUCUCCUUCGCCUGUAGCCCUCACGUCUCAAAUCCACACCCUCGUUAUUCUUGCUCUCUCUCCCUCUGUCCUACGCUCCAGAAACAGGUGCCGAAGAAGCCACGGACGGCUCCUCGGAAUCUGAUUCUGUUGUCGUUGGGCGAAUCGGCGUCCAAGGCAAGCUUGCUGGCUCUCCUCUCUGCUUCUCUCUUCUUGGCUGAUCCCGCACUCGCAUUCAAGGGAGGAGGUCCGUACGGUCAAGAGGUGACGAGGGGACAAGAUCUGACUGGCAAGGACUUCAGCGGCAAGACUUUGAUCAGCCAGGACUUCAAGACGUCUAUACUGAGGCAAGCAAAUUUUAAAGGCUCAAAGUUACUUGGUGCGAGCUUCUUCGAUGCAGAUUUAACAGGGGCUGAUCUUUCGGACGCUGAUCUCAGAGGUGUAGAUUUUUCCUUGGCAAAUGUGACUAAGGCCAACCUGAGCAAUGCUAACUUGGAAGGUGCUCUGGCUACGGGAAAUACAUCUUUCAAGGGAUCAAAAAUAACAGGGGCUGAUUUCACGGAUGUUCCAUUGAGAGAAGAUCAACGAGAAUACCUAUGCAAAGUUGCAGACGGGGUGAAUCCAACAACUGGAAACGCAACGCGUGAGACACUGCUAUGCAAUUAAUUAAUAAUAUUCGAUUGCCCCCAGUAAACCAUCACGUUUAAACAUGGGGAGCGGAUUUGCUGCUUCUGUAAGAGGCUGGCUAAGAGCUCCAGUUUUCGUGGGGUUGAAUUUGAUGCUGAUUUAUUGUAACGAUUGUAUCAUAUUACUAACAGUAGCACUAUCUAAUGAUUGAAUUUAAUAUCAUAUGGUUGAGGGUAUUACUUGGGAGUAUAAAAUUGAAUUUAAUAUCAUAUGGUUGUGGGAAAGAGAGGAAAGAUGGAGGAAGGGAGUAAAAGCAGAGGGCAGGGGUUAACAUUGUGCAUUAUGAUUUAUAUAUUGCUUCUACACAAACCGGAAGAAACAGCGAUGAAAAUCGAUCGGCGGUCCUGGUAUUAUAAUUUCCUUCUAAGAAACUAAAUCUCAUUUAUUUUUUUUAAUCUUUUUUGCUACAGUUGUUAUUUAAAGCAACGGCAGAAGUCCAGGUACUUGAGAAAAGUUUCAAGCCGAAGAACACUUCGAUAUAAUGAUGGGGCCUCCCUCCUGUUUGACCCGCUCAUACUAUGCUGCCUUGGAAUCUUGAUCGGGGAACACCUCAGAUUGCAACGAUAGAGAGAUGUUAUUUACAUGUAGCCAUGUUGUCUCCCACAAGCAAUCUCCACCUAAUGUCGUAAUGCACUCCUCUGCACAAGCACGCCUCUUGAUUUCAGAACAACCAGUGUUCUUCAGGAGCUCGAGAACUAGCUCCUGAAGCUUGUCGCUUCUCUUCCCUCUAGUUUAACCUUCGAAUAUUUUUCCAUUCGGCUGAGAACACCCAACCAUAGUUUUCUUAAUGUAGUCAGCUGUGAGAGAUCAUUAACUGUAAAAACACUUUUGAAAAGGGUUUCAUGGCAAGGGUGAGGGUGCCCCAUGUUUCGAUA
Juglans regia (Persian walnut) is the source of this 1612-nucleotide messenger RNA. RefSeq names its product thylakoid lumenal 15 kDa protein 1, chloroplastic. NCBI's taxonomy places the organism in Eukaryota, Viridiplantae, Streptophyta, Magnoliopsida, Fagales, Juglandaceae. The record is from RefSeq and is a predicted model, not a curated record. The coding region runs from base 57 to 716 and encodes 219 amino acids. The transcript has 8 exons. Gene Ontology annotation, cellular component: chloroplast thylakoid.